Hermetia illucens (black soldier fly) is the source of this 924-nucleotide messenger RNA. RefSeq names its product transmembrane protease serine 11D-like. Lineage: Eukaryota; Metazoa; Arthropoda; Insecta; Diptera; Stratiomyidae. Gene Ontology annotation, biological process: proteolysis. The record is from RefSeq and is a predicted model, not a curated record. The transcript is spliced from 6 exons. Gene Ontology annotation, molecular function: serine-type endopeptidase activity. Bases 62 to 919 code for a protein of 285 amino acids.
UUUUAUACCAUUUGUCUGUUAGUAUUUGAUUUGAUUGGCUACAGCUUAGGUUUUUGGGGCCAUGUUCCCAUCACUUUGGUGUAUAUUCUUGGGUUUUUUGGUCUUACAACUUCCAAAACUGAGUGAGGGAUUCAUCGUGACUGAUACAUGCCAAUGCGGUAAACAGGCUACCCUUGGUUCUCGGAUCGUCAAUGGUAGAAAAGCUGAAAUUGGGGCGUAUCCUUGGCAAGCAGCUAUAUUUGAAUACCCGGAUACAUUUAAUUGUGGAGGCUCAAUUAUUACGGACUACCAUAUUCUAACUGCUGGUCAUUGUUUCCAUGGGGCGGAAGUCUUUCGGAGGUGGUAUGUCCUGUUGGGAGUUCUAGACAUAAGGAAUCCUCAGGGAGUUCAUUAUGACGUAGCCGACUGGGUCGUUCAUCCCUUCUAUCAUCUCCGGCAUACUGCAAGCAUAAAUGAUAUAGCGAUAGUGAAAGUAGACCACAGGAUCAUCUACACGCCUUCAAUUCAGCCGGUUUGUUUGAUCAGUACGAACAGAUUUGUGCUGACGGGUAUGGUGGGCGUGACUACAGGAUGGGGUUCGGUGCGAUUUGGAGGGAAAGGUCCUCGGAGUCUCUAUGAAGGAGCGGUUGUAAUUUACUCUCAUGAUGAGUGCAAGAAAAGUUUAGUCGGCUUCCACUACUAUAAGCAAGUGAUGGUAUGUGCUUCGUCCUACCCGGUAGAUUCUUGUUCGGGUGACAGCGGUGGUCCUCUAGUCGUUGAUGUGGAUUCGGAGUAUAUGAUGCAAGUAGGAAUUGUUUCUUUUGGGUAUAAAUGUGGCGAACCAAACUCAGCGGGAAUGUACACAAGAGUUGCAACAUUUUAUGAUUGGAUUAAUAACAUGACCGCAGACGCAACAGUUUGUCAAACACCAGAUUUUUGAGUAGC